Phytophthora sojae is the source of this 1748-nucleotide messenger RNA. RefSeq lists its product as hypothetical. The record is from RefSeq and is a predicted model, not a curated record. Lineage: Eukaryota; Oomycota; Peronosporomycetes; Peronosporales; Peronosporaceae. Bases 318 to 1748 code for a protein of 476 amino acids. The transcript has a single exon.
GCGCGUCGACACCUCGCUCGCCUCGGCUUGACCGAGACACGCCAAGCGUCGGCUUUAAAUUUUGUUUUUAGCCGCCCGCGACAGCAAGCAGCGCCACCAGCAACAGCAGCAGCAGCAGAGCCACAGCAGCAGCAGGGCUCCUGUUCGUUGCCUUCCUUCUUCGCACUUCAAAAGGAAAAGGGCGAAGCGAAAAAGAGGUUGUUUAUUACCCUCCUCCUCCGAAAUAAGAGUGAGAGAUCUUUAGGCUAAGGGUAAGAGCCCAGAGAGACUUAAAACCGGGCAGCCGCAGCCCGACGGACAUCACAGACAGGAGCAGGAUGUUGGCCAUGGCGCAGCGGGCCGAGCCCACGGCCAUGCUGAACCACCGCGGCGAGCGCAUCAUGCCGCUGCCGUACCGCCCCAAGCCCCUCGUCGUCGGCGCCUCCAAGAGCAAGGCCACCAAGACGCGCAAGCUGUCGGUCAUGGAGGGCGGCUACGAGCAGUACGCGCACCUGACCAAGCGCCAGCGCAGCGACUACAACCUGGAGCCGGAGCUCGAGCCCGCGUGCUUCGGCAUGAAGCGGCAGGAGAGCGCCGAGCGGGUCACGCCCUUCGACCUGCACCUGCAGGCCGUGUACGAGGGCGACGCCGAGGACGGACUGCAGUUCUUCGAGUCGCACGGCUACUACGACGUGAGCGACGCCAACACGGUGGAGAUGUUCCGCCAGAACUUCGGCCUGGGCGAGGCCUUCUGGCUGGGCAGGGGCGACUGGGACGACGACGACAGCGACCUCGACGAGGAGCACCUCGCGUUCGACACGCUGGGCCCCGCCGUCUACCCCUUCGGUUCGCAGCAGCAGAUCAUGAGCUCCAGGAACCUGCUGCACCGCGAGCGCACCGACUCGGGCAGGUUCACGCUGCUGGACGACGAGGGCAACGAGGUCGACGAGCACACGCUCUGGGAGAUGGAGCGCGAGGACCGCCUCAAGGCCAAGAGUCUCGAGCUGGACGACGACGAGCUCGCCGAGCUCGCGCACGACCAGAUGAGCAUGGUGGAGGCCAUCUCGGUCAUCCGCUCGGAGAAGAUCCAGCUGCAGCAGUUCUUCCUGACCGCCUUCCGCGAGGAGCAGGCGCGUACCGCGCACGUGCCCGGGCCUGUUCUGCGGCAGGCGCAGCGCACGGAGCUGCCCCCAGCCAUGCCACCCGCCGACCUGGAGCUGCCGCCGUACUGCGGCUACGUGAACCUGCUCAAGGACACGAUCCCCUUCCUGAUGCGCAGCUGGCACAAGCGCUGGUUCUACCUGGACUUCCAGGCGGGCGUGGUGCUCAUGUACAAGCGCAGCUACUGGAAGAGCCCGCGCGGCGUCAUCGACCUGCGCAACGUGGCGCACAUCGAGAAGAUGAGCCAGGGAGACUUCCGCAUCGAGUUCCACGACACGGGCGCCGACGCCCCGUCGAUGAUGCUCAUGCGCUCCAAGCUGCCGGAGGAGGCCGAGCUCUGGGUGAACCUGCUGCGCUUCGCCAAGCAGGCGUCGCGUGGAGCUCCUCGCCUCACCGACACGGUCAUGGACAACACCAAGGCGCUCAUGAAGAAGGCCAACAAGAAGAACCAGGUGGACAUCCUGGCGCAGCUGCUGACCAACUCGGCCAACAACGCGCGGUCAAGCAACCUGCGUGCCAUCGCGCAGGCCUCGGCAGUAGCGGCGUCGGCUGUCUCGAACAGACGCAAUAGCAAACACCACAGACACCAGAACGCGCUGACGGCAUAG